GUUGCUAGGAAAUGAGGGGUUUUUUUAAGUUCCUUCCUGAGUCCAAUUUCUUGACAUAUUUUAUUUGAGAGAUCACAAAGGAGGAUCUUUUAGAAGGGAAACUGCUACUUAAAGACACACGCUUAGAAAGGACAAUGAGUUUAGACAGCGAUAUUCAUCUAUUGUUCUGCUAACUGUUAAGCACUUCUCUAUCUGGAAUCCUACCCCAGUCAUCCCGUUUCUGUGAAUAUGAAAUGACUGAAUCAAUCUGAGGAGGUCAAAACGCUUUUCGUAUCUAAAACCUUGUAAUCUUUUGUUAGCUUAGAAGAGCAAAAAUUCUAAGUUCUUGAGAUGGCUUUAGAGACAUGUGGAAGCUGUUUGAGUUGCCUGCUGAUACCUCUUGCACUUUGGAGUAUUGUUGUUAACAUCUUAUUAUACUUCCCUAAUGGGAAAGCUUUGCAUGCCGCCAGUUACCAGCUUCCCAACUACGUGUGGUAUUUUGAAGGGAUCUGUUUCUCAGGUGUGAUGAUCCUUCUGCUGGCAGUAAUUCUAAUAACACUGGAGUGUAGUGUGUUCUAUCGGUGCUGCCAGAGUGAGAGCUGUAACAAAACCUACAGGAGUUUUAUAUCAAUUGUGCUAGCCCUGCUUGGAGUUGCUUUCUCUGGAUACAGUUGCAUCAUUUUUACCUUGGGGUUGAUCCAAGGCCCCUUCUGCAAUUCGUCAGAUGGAUGGGAUUAUAUCUUCAAAGACACUGCUGGAGGGUACCUCACAGAUUACCCUGCUUGGUCUCGGUGCACCGAACCUGCUAACAUAGUGGAGUGGAAUAUCAUCUUACUGUCUAUUCUGGUAGCUCUUAGUGGACUGCAGUUGAUCAUCUGUUUUCUCAAAGUGGCUGCUGAGUUGAAACGGACACUCUGUGGGACCUACUCUGUUUUUGUCCAGGCUGGGAUUCUCUGAAAAUGACAAGGAAGUCUUCACUGCUUCUUCCCCACCCCUCAGAAAAAAGAGAGAAAUGGCUUCCCCAACAUUUAUGAUGGUAGAUAUGGGUGCUGCAAAGACAAUGAAACCCUUGUCUUAAAUCUUCAUGUCUCAAGCCUCUCUAGCUUAGAUGAAGUUGUUUGAACUGUCUGACAUCUACAAUUUCCUGGUUGUUUUCUAACCUGUUCAGUUGUCCCUGGCAGAGACUCUUCAUAUUUUUUUUUUCCUCCACCUUGUUCUGACAGUAGAGGGUUGAAUACCAUGGAUCUGUUUUUAUAUUGAAAUAAUUUUUUUUUUUAAAUUUUUUUUUUUUUUUAAAUAAACUGCUGUAAAACUGCCAUAGAACUGCUUUUAUACUCCCCUCUCUUUGUUUAGAACACAGGAAUACUUGUUGUUCCAAAAAGGUCUGAUAAUAAAUUUUAGUUACAGACAGAUCGUGAUGGUCACAAAGAGCAGCAGCUUAUCCUGCUCAUUCUCUCUUGGAAGUUCUUAACUGCACAAAGCAAUUACUGGAAAAAGUCUAUCAAGUCUUCCAGUGGAAAGGCUUUUAGAGCGGCAUCCGGACCUGAUCGAAAGAUUAGAUACACAGCUUUGAAGUCAGCCAUGCUAGUUAGAACACAUUAAUAGCUGCAUUGAGUUUCUUUUUAUUUUACACUUGGAGGCAAACUUUUCUUUUUUUAGUCAACUAUUAUGUGACUUGAGAGGAUAUGUAAGGAAACCUUGUAAGCACCUAGUGCUAGCUUAUUAAUACUCUUCUAAAUACCCUGACCUUGCUGCAAUAGAAAGCUAAUAUUUUGGACAAUAAUAAUCAGAUGAAAGAGAAUAAUCCAUUUUAAAUUAGCAGCUAAAAAGUAUUUUUAUUUUUUCAAAGAAUUAUUGUUUAAUUCCCAGUGGAAAUUUAGGAAUUUACAAUAAGGUGGAUGUUUGGCUCAUUUGCAGCUGCAUGGGCAACAGUUUGGCUGUAUUCAAUACUCUAGUUAUGAGAGAAUGGACACCCAGAGGAAAGCAAAAUAUGUACUUCAGACUCAUGGUAAUGCAUAUAUCUUUCUUACAUCAGAACUAGUGAUAUUCAGCUAUAUCAACAUCUAAUAUAAAAUGCUGCUAGCACUGCAAACAGUACAGUAAGUAGCAGCUAUGGGUAAGAUAUUUAGAAAAAAAAUAGAAUAUAUCAGUCAUUUAAUUUUUUUUCAAGACAAAACUCAUUUUUUGCUUUGAUAUUCCUUUACCAGAUUGUUUUGAAAAGCUGAUUUCUUCCUGUAGGAUUUGAAAAAUGCAUUUAAAGUUUUAAUAGCUUAGUUACUAUUAAGUUGCAAGAAGUAAUGAAGAAAUUUAUGAUGUUUAAGAAUGGAGCUAGUCUUUUGGGAGACAGUUCAAGGUGGCAUGGGUGUUCAGAGAUGCAUGAUAAAAAGGCAUGAUAAGAUGGGGACCGUUUGUAUCUGCGCACUUGUUUUUUCCUAGGCUUAAAUAUAAAUCAUAUCACCUAUCUACUUAAAUGAUAAUCUCACAUUCUUAUGGACUUGCGGAUAUUGUUUGCGGACAGAAGGAAAGGAAGGAAAACUUAGCAAUCAACCCAUACUCCUACCAAAUAUCUUGGAGAAUCUUGCUGAUUUCAUGCCUGCAAACUAUGGAGCUGUUUGUUUUGAAGAUGUUAGAAAUAUUUGAAAAAAGGUUUUGGGUAUUUGGUUUGUGUUGGGUAGAUAUUCAAAGCAGAAAACCCUCCAACUGCUAAAUAUUCCUGAAGUGAAUGGUGCUGUUUCACUGAAAAAAGCCAACAAACUGGGUAUUCUAUUCAGACUCCAGCUCAGCCAUGGGGAAAAUACAGGCUUAUCUGUAGGCAAACGGUCUAUUGAGAGCGGUGUUGCUAUGCUGGAUGAAAACAAUGAAAUACGUUAAAGUUACACUGGAAACUUAACUCUUUUCUUGCUUCUGUGUAUGUCCUUUCUACUUCUCAGUGUCUUCUGACUCUGCUUAUGGAAAGUCUUGAGCUUGGCAGAUGAAAGACACAAAGAGAAGUAUCUAGUUUGACAGCUUUUUCUAUAGUAAUAUUAUUAGUCGCUGUACCUAACGACUGGCAGGGCUUGAUUGUCUUUGAUUCUUUUUUUCUUUUUUGUUUGUGUGUUAUUGUCUUGUGAAUUUACAUUUCUGCUGUAUCAGAGACUGGUAUCUCCUAUUUUAGUGGCUUAAAUCAAAGAAAAGAUGCGUAAUUCAGUUCUUGUUGGGCAUAUUGAUUCUGCAGCCCUCUUCAUCCAUAAUCUAUAUAUUGGCAUCUCCAUUGCCAUAGCCAGACUCAACUGUGACUUAGCAGCUCAGUUUUUAAAUGGACAGUUUAUUAAUUUGAACUUGAUAGUAAGAAUACUAAAGGCUAAGAGUGGGUUGCAUUUGCAAAUUUAACAACUUGUUUCACACAGGGCUUUUGGAUGUAAGGCAAAUUUAAACUUGAUCUAACCAAUUUAAGUCCUGAUUCAAUCCUAAAUAAGGUGUCUCUAAGAAGAGGUACUAUGAACUUUACCUUGUAGCAAACCCAAGAUUCCUCUAAGGAAUAUUAACUGGCUUGAAAUCUAGAUACAACACACAACUCUGGUGGUGGUGUUUAAAGCAAUGUGACCGUCUGGCUCUCCAGCUGCAGAAAAUAGACCUCACCCUGACAACAGGAGAAGGAAGUGGGCCACAGAGCCAGGACAAAGCUCACUCCCUGCUGGCAUACAAGAAACCCUUUUUUGAAGAAGUGUUCCUGAACCUGAAUUGCAUGUGCUGCUUGUUAAAUAAAAUACACUGGGCAUACCUGGAACAAAGCUGCAGGUUUGAGGUUAUAAACUUCGGCAAGUAAGGAGUUAAUACUGAAAUCUAGAAGUUAGAGUUUCAGCACUAUCUGUUCCUCACAGCCUAUGCAUUUUGCUAGAGUAUUAUGAUGCUGUGUCUAUGAUGGGAGUACCAUUCAUUUAAAACACUACAAUGGAAAUAGCUGUAGAGACUUGGUUUUGACCACAAAUAAUUGUGGGCUGAGAUCUGUAGUAAAAUACUGUGGAGUCCCAUCCACACCUUUACAUGUUGGGGUAUAUUAUUGCUUGUGUAGGUGAAAUUGAGUCUCACUGAAGUACAGUUUCCUGAUUACUGAUUCUUCACAUGUUGGAUGGAGGUGUUUUCCCACAUUGAAAAAGAAUAGGGUGGCAGAGGCCAGAUGAAGCUCCCCAGAAUGUUAAAGUUUACCUGCAAAGUUUUGCAGGAGGUCAGAACAGCAGGAUGGGCAGCAGACUAUAAGCACGUCAUUCAGAUUAGAGAAUUAUGAAAUUGUGGGGUUUCAAUUCAGUCUCUCUGGGAGCUUUUGUUAAGACUUUUUUGUCAGAAUAUUCCAUGUUUGCUUUUGUUUUGGGUUUGUUGUUUUCUUGGUUUUUCUGGGUUUUGUUUUUUUUUUUUCAUCAAGGAACAUUUUUAAAGUAAAAGAUGAGCUUUAUAUUUUCAAAGCAAACUUCCAGAAUAGUCAUUGCAUUCCCAGCAUCCUCAGUAUGAGAAAUGUACUGUGGUUUAAAACAGUAAGGGGAUAUUCAUGACACCGAACUGCAGACUCAUAAUUUAACCAAUUAAAUUAGGUGUUUAAGUCUUUUUAGGUCCUGUUUACCAGAGAGCAAUGCUCAGCCUGUAUUGCUCAGAAUACAGGCUUCGGAAGCUUGGUCACCUCUGUCAGCUUUUUGAGUUCCUUAAGAGAAAGAUACUAGGAGUGUGCUGAGGCACACAAAUAUCGUAAAGUUUGAAUGAGGCACAAUUAAAAGUUGUAAUGGAAAAAUCUUGCCUGUCAGAAGUUUUUGUUUAUCUUUAAAUAAAACAAACAUGCAGUUCUUCUGCGAAUUAGGAAAAAGUAAUUUAGAGGAGUCAAAGCACUAAGGCAAAGAAAUGCUCAUGGUUUUACACUGAAAUAAAUGUGGCGAUUUCAAGGA
Messenger RNA from Strigops habroptila (Kakapo), 4889 nucleotides. It is a transcript of the gene TM4SF18, whose product is annotated as transmembrane 4 L six family member 18. Gene Ontology annotation, cellular component: membrane. The transcript is spliced from 5 exons. Bases 331 to 936 code for a protein of 201 amino acids. NCBI's taxonomy places the organism in Eukaryota, Metazoa, Chordata, Aves, Psittaciformes, Psittacidae. The record is from RefSeq and is a predicted model, not a curated record.